Molecule: messenger RNA, 1518 nt
Organism: Xyrichtys novacula (pearly razorfish)
Lineage: Eukaryota; Metazoa; Chordata; Actinopteri; Labriformes; Labridae
Source: the annotation of a GenBank genome assembly
AUGGCCUUCGCAGGUGUACUGGCUGAUGCUGAGGUGGCUGCAGCCCUGGAAGGGUGCAAAGGUGACCCCUAAAGUUUGAACCCCUCAGUGUUGCUGCUCUGUCCUGUCUGUAAUUUAAAUGUAUAUUGUUUCACGAUCAGUCUGUGUCCAUUUCAGCUGCCGACUCCUUCGACCACAAGAAGUUCUUCAAGGCAUGCGGUCUGGCUGGCAAGUCUUCCGAUGAUGUCAAGAAGGCCUUCGCCAUCAUUGACCAGGACAAGAGCGGGUUCAUUGAGGAGGAUGAGCUGAAGUAAGAACACUCAGCAGCUCUGGAUAAUGCUCUUGCAGCACACUUCCAUACUGGCCUCGCCUUACACAACACAGUUUUAGAUUUACUAGAAUAAGAAGGAAAUAGACCUCUUUUACGAGUAAAGGUGUAUAUUUAUGAGUUUAAGGUGAUGAUUUUAAUCUAUUGUUAGCUUUUAUGCUGUUUUGAAAGGACAGACUUAGCAAAAUAACAUAUGAAACAUGGAGCAUCAUGUGAAAUUAUGACGCUCCAUAGGUUUCAUAAAAAAGAAGGUAAACAAAUACAAGAUCAGGAAUAUGUGCAAUUAAGUUGACAAGAAAUUUAGUGUAAUAUUUAUCUAGAAAUACAAAUUAUUUCUCCAAAUUUACCACUUUUUCAUAGAUAUAGGAUUUAACUUGUUCAUUCAGAUUUUCGAACUUUGAUUUUACUUUUUAUUUUAUUUUACUAAGUUUAUUGUUAGCAUCUGAACUUUUUCUUACCUUAUUGAGGCUUUUUCACCCCAGUGUAUCUUACAGCUACAUUUAAAACAACCAAAUUCUUUACUGCAUUCAGAUCAAAACCCAAUUUAUUUAUUUAUGGAGGUUAAAUGUUUUUUUUUGUCUUUCUUUUUUUUGUUAAGUGAUGGUUUUUAAGUUUAAGUGAUAGUUGAAUUAAUUUUUAAAAUAUUUUUAAUUAAAAAAAAAUCUAAUUAUGUAAGGAUCUUGUUCCAAAGUUAAAACCUAAUAUGUUGAUUUUAGCAGAUAUCCUCUACAGGUCUUUAGUUUAACAGUAAAACGACUCAGUAUCAGGCACAUGUGUGAAUUUACACGCCCAGAGUUUGUUGUUUUUUCCUCAAAACAAACUCUACGUCUGUCGCCAGUUCAUUUGAGUUAAUUUCACAGGUGUCCCUCCACACUAAUAGUGUUUUCUUUACUGUGAUGCGUGUUGUCCGAUUGUGUUUUGGGGUCCGUGAACUAACCACCACCUCUGUCCGUCCUCAGGCUGUUCCUGCAGAACUUCAAGGCAGGUGCACGCGCUCUCACCGACGCUGAGACCAAGACUUUCAUGAAGGCCGGUGACACCGACGGUGAUGGCAAGAUUGGAGUCGAUGGUGGGUCAUCGUGGACUCUGAUCACGUGCUCCUUAUGCAGACAAAGCUGACUGUACAUUUCUAACCAUGUGUUUUUGUUUGUGUGUCUUUCUUUCUUGUGUGUGUCCCUGCAGAGUUCGCAGCCGUGGUUAAGGCACAAUAA